UGUCUCUUCCAGCCUGUGCUUUCGCCGCCCAAAUGGUCUCGGCUGUGGCUACCGCGUGGUCGCCCGGCGGAGCAGGCUCGUCUUCGCCCCGUUGGUCCAGUCCGGUCAAUCAGACCGUCAAGCUCCAGGCCGGCGAGAAGCGCUCGUCUUCGGCCGUGGCCUAUGAUGAUCCGCCCGUGUCGGUCAAGCGUCGUCAUCGAGGCAAGCGGCAUAAAAGUAGCACCGGACCGCUGCCCCGCCCCAAUGUCUUACCUUCGCCGCCCAUGAACCGGGGUGGACCGCCCGCUUGUCCCGAGACACAUGAGCCUGAGGGUGGGUACAACUCUGAGGAUGAGUAUUCACACUUGGGAGUGAACAUGAGCGAAGAGGAAUGGCUAGAGAAGGAUCGUCGCUUUGAGCGAGUGGUUAAGAAGCAAGGCUACAUCAUCAAAUAUAUGGUCGAGGAUGGGAAUUGCUUGUUCCGAUCGGUGGCCGAUCAAGUGUAUGGUGACCAAGAGAUGCAUGCCUGCGUUCGCGACCAUUGUAUGGAUUACAUCUCUCAAAAUGCCGAUUACUAUUCGCAAUAUAUGACUGAGGACAUCGACAGCUACGUGGAGCGUAAACGCUACAGCGAGGUUCACGGCAACCAUUUGGAGAUCCAAGCUCUGAGUGAAAUGUACAAUCGACCAAUUCAUAUUUAUUGCUACAGCUUGGAACCGAUCAAUAUCUUCCAAAACUUUCAAAAAUCGGAGAAAAUUAACGUUCCAAUCCGACUUUGCUAUCAUCGCGCUUGUCAUUAUAACUCUCUCGUGGAUCCUCAUCAAGCUAGUAUUGGGAUCGGGUUGGGAUUGCCCGGGUUUCAGCCCGGAUUGGCGGAUCGCAAUUUGCUUGGACAAGCAUGCAAGGCCAGUGAAAACGAUCUGGUCGAGAAUACGAUGUUAGAAGAUAAACUGAAGGCCACAGAUUGGGAGGCCACCAACGAGGCUAUUGAGGAACAAGUAGCGCGGGAGUCUUAUUUGCAAUGGUUGCGCGACAACGAACGACGCAAUGGUUCCAAAAGCGCAUCCGCCUCGGCCACCGUCACUUCCGGAGACCUCCGCACUCCCAAAGGCAUGACAUCGCCCAAAGCUUCGUGCAGCAAACAAAUGGGCUCGCCCAAACACCACAGUAGCCUGCUUCACGCUGCAGUCGCUGGAGCAUCUGCGAACUCUCCUAAGGCGGGUUGCUCCACCCAAUGUGAAAGUCCGUUGCCUUGCACUUCGUCUCAAUCUAGUCAGACAGCCUUUGGCCAAUGUCCGGGCUCCACUUCCAAUGGAUCACUGAACUCGAGCGAAUCCUCGGAAGAAGCCACGUCCUCUGCUCCAAGCAAUGUCGGGCGUGACUAUGACGGGUUCCAACUUUUCGAAACGGCUAGCUUUCUUAGCGGGUUGCCGCCCAACAUGUUUGGGCUGGAAGAUUGGGCCGAGACUGAUGUAUUAACCCAGGUUCUAGCUGCAUCUCAACAGGAAUAUCUGGACUCCUUGAAACAGAAACAGGCCUCGGUCAACGAUAAUGGGAGCGAGACAGCUUGCUCUUCCUCUGCUCCUCCAUCUUCUUCUUCCUCCUCAUCCUCCUCAUCCGCUUCAUCAUCCAGUAAAGCUUCAACGUCGGCCAAGCCGUCUUAGUGUCGAGUGCCUCUUCAAAAGAAUAGUUCAAAAAUCGUUCCAAAGUGCACUCAAUGCAUAAAUCAACACCAUCGUCUAAGAAUAUAUAUCAUCCGUCUGCCACUCAACCAUUGGCCAGUACUUCUAGAACUUGAGUAGAUUCACCGCCACAUCCACCACCGCCGGUUUUUCAGCUGUGCAAUCAGCGCCAGUGUUCUUGGCGAGACGUCGAGGAUUUGAACAAAUCUCAUUUCGCACAAGAUUGAAGAGGAAGAGACUACAGUGUGGUCGGAGAAGAGAAAGAUACCAACCUUAAGUGCCAUUUGAAUCGAUCACUUUGAAUAAUUGUGAAGUGCGAGCGAACGCCAUUAAAUUGGGGGAAGAUGCUCGAAAGAAAUAUGUUCUCCUUCGGUUCAUCUUUUUUCUUAAAUUUCAUUUUCAUUCAAUUUCUAUCGUCAUUGAUUUUCUUCAAUCUUAGCUACACAGUUCGGCUUAAAAUAGAUUUUGGAAUGAA
Molecule: messenger RNA, 2136 nt
Organism: Tigriopus californicus
Lineage: Eukaryota; Metazoa; Arthropoda; Copepoda; Harpacticoida; Harpacticidae
Product: OTU domain-containing protein 5-like
Exons: 6
Coding region: 33-1643 (536 amino acids)
Biological process (GO): protein deubiquitination
Molecular function (GO): K63-linked deubiquitinase activity; cysteine-type deubiquitinase activity
Source: RefSeq, a predicted model, not a curated record